Cololabis saira (Pacific saury) is the source of this 2436-nucleotide messenger RNA. RefSeq names its product trafficking protein particle complex subunit 6B, like (gene trappc6bl). Gene Ontology annotation, cellular component: cis-Golgi network; trans-Golgi network; TRAPP complex. The coding region runs from base 153 to 644 and encodes 163 amino acids. Lineage: Eukaryota; Metazoa; Chordata; Actinopteri; Beloniformes; Belonidae. The record is from RefSeq and is a predicted model, not a curated record. Gene Ontology annotation, biological process: regulation of GTPase activity; endoplasmic reticulum to Golgi vesicle-mediated transport. The transcript has 7 exons.
CUAUUCCGCGUACAGCCCAGUCUCUUCACAGAUGCGCUAGUUGUGGCAUUUUUCUGCUUAAAUUUAAUCGAUUUAACAUUACUACACUCCAUAUAUGUAUUGAUUUGCCUUUGUUGUCUUCAGUAUAUCGAGAUAUAAAAGCUUUUUACAGCAUGGCAGACGAGUCCCUGUUUGAGUUUCUGCACAUGGAGAUCGUGUCCCAUGUUUACAGGGAGCAGCAGUCCAGUAAAGGAGAGAUGGACAACAAGGACAGAGCUGCUUGUAUUUCUGUCUUGGAAGGCAUGGGCUUCAGGGUGGGACAAGGACUCAUUGAAAGGUUGACCAGGGACUCCCCCAGCUUUAAGGAUGAGUUGGAUGUCAUGAAGUUUGUCUGUAAAGACUUCUGGACGAAGGUGUUCAGGAGGCAAAUUGAUAACCUCAGAACAAACCACCAGGGUACCUAUGUCCUGCAGGAUAACAAGUUUACCCUACUGACUCAGCUGUCAAAUGGAAAGCAGUACAUGGAUCAGGCUCCCAAGUACCUUGCUUUUUCAUGUGGUGUGGUGAGAGGAGCUCUGUGUAACCUUGGUCUGGAGAGCGUGGUGACAGCUGAGGUCUCGGUCAUGCCGUCCUGUAAAUUUCAGGUGGUCAUCCAGAAGUUGUGACCUGAUUUUGUUUGCGCGCUUGCUACUGAUGAGCAGCACUGAGAUGGAGGGUGAUAUUUAUCUUCCACGGGGCUGCGUGUACAGAUGGAAUCAGACAUCACAUCAAGGGGAAACAGGACUUCUCAGAUUCUGCUGAAAGCCAGAAAGAACUAACCAGGUCUUGAAUGUGACUUGUGGUUUUGCAAUCGUGAAUGAAUAUUUGUGUUGUAUGUUUUGUAUCCGGAUUUUUGAGUUUGUGUUUUUUUUUUUUUUUUUUAAUUUCAUCAACGUAAUUUAUGAAAUGCAUGAAACACCCAAACAUGGAAAAAGCCAGAAAGAUGAGACAACACAGAUAAUAAAUUUGGAAGAAAUAUUUCAAGACCACGACCGUUAUCCUCUUUUAGGCCUCUAUCCAGAUAACCACAAAUGAGUACUAACAACUUGUAAAUCAACAGGUUUGAGAAUAUUUUAGAGACAAACUUUCCUAGCGCUUGAAGCAGGAUAAGGUUGUUCUGCAACCGAGUCCACUGGUAGUGGAAACAGAGAGGUGCAAAUGCACAACACAAAAAAGAACAUUCUCUGAAGAAUAUUGAUAGCCAACAUAUCAUCAGAAAACUAAAACACUAUCUAAACAUUCUUCCUCUUUGCAUUAGUAAGGUUUUGCAGCAGUGCCAUCUUAGUGGAUGAAGACUAGGCAUGGCUGCAGUCAUUCACAGGACAUAAUGUAUGUAUUGUGUCUACACAUUGGACAUGUUGCCAGUCCAUCACAGGGACACGCACGGAGACAGAAAUAAGAAAAACAACAGUGCAUGCACAGACUCCCAGACAGACGGUUUAGAAUCACCAGUCAACCUAACGAGUGUGAUUGUUGGACUGCUGGAGGAGCUGGAUUGCUUGGAAAACCCUGAGCAACGCUCCCUUAACCUGAAUAAGAGUAUAUUAUUAAAGUACGGUAUGUUAAUGGCUAUUAUGGGAAUGAGAAGUAAAACUUGGGGCUUUAAUUGAUCUGAGAACGUGUGUGUAUAUAGGAAAAUGUACACAUCAGUAUGUGUGUAUGCAGCAUUUAUGUCUCUGUCUUCAGCAGCUUUACACUCGUGGUCAAUCAGAUUUAAUUUCAAGGCGAAAGGCAGAUGUAUAAAAUGAUUCACUUGUUAACAAAUUUUAAUGUUUGAUUCAAGCAAGAAAAUGUUAAGAAGUAGUGUCCCUUCCCAGAACCGACCAACUCCAUACUCACAAACUGGAUUUCCACAUUAACUUUGUAUGCACCAUGAUGUGUAUUUUGACCAUGUGUGCAUCCUGGAUGCACUAUUGUGUAAUUAUGGAUUUCUCCACAAAAGCUGCAGACUAUGUUGUUAUGAUUUAAAGUUAUUAAAUAUGGAUUUCUGGGUUAUUUUCACUAACAUGUUUCCAAAAUGUAGCUGAAAACAGAACAGUUGUAAAUGUGCAGUUUGUGUAAUCUUUACUUUCUAUUUUAUUUUUGUUUAUGGGGAAAAUGGCAACAAAAAAAAAAAUAAAAAAUAAACAGACAGACAUGAAGCAGAAAAGGCUACUCUUAGUUCAUCUUAAAGGUUGUUGCCUCGUAAAACCACUAGAGGGACACCUGAAGCCGUCGGUGGUUUCCUGCCUAAGAUGAGGUCAGUGUCCUUGUGGGUCUGACCUGUCUCAGGUUGCUGCUGUUUUCCUUUUAUUUGGUGGGAGAACAGUGGUCCCGCAGUUGAACAAACCUGUACAGUUCUGCUUAAAAGUGGUUUGUGAGGUUUCACAGGUUAAAUCAUAAUUAAAAAUAAAGUAAUUAAAAAUAUUUUCUCAGUUC